Molecule: messenger RNA, 1921 nt
Organism: Papilio polytes (common Mormon)
Lineage: Eukaryota; Metazoa; Arthropoda; Insecta; Lepidoptera; Papilionidae
Gene: Arp6
Product: actin-related protein 6
Exons: 2
Coding region: 202-1389 (395 amino acids)
Cellular component (GO): Swr1 complex
Molecular function (GO): nucleosome binding
Source: RefSeq, a predicted model, not a curated record
CAAUUUGAUGAGAUGUUCGCUGCAUCGCAAUUUUUAUUAAAAUAUAGUUGUAUCGUUUGUAUUAACAUUAAUUAAACAGUUAAACUUAUUAUAAUACAUUGUAAAAUUAAAAUUCAUGAAGAUCUCAGUUACAACAUAACUCUUGAUGCUGAUUGGAAAAUACUAGUCAUAUAGUUUUAAUUUCACCGGUUAAUUCUCAAAAUGUCUGAAAGUUCGUGCUAUAUCCUUGAUAACGGGGGCUAUACAGCAAAAGUUGGGUUCUCUACAGCAAACGAACCUAAAAUUGUACCCAAUUGUAUUAUGAAAGCAAAAUCUGAACGUCGUCGCCCUUUCAUUGCAUCACAAAUAGAUGAAUGUAGAGAUGCAUCUGGGCUCUUUUACAUAUUACCUUUCCAAAAAGGAUUCCUAAUUAAUUGGGAUACGCAGAAAACUGUUUGGGAUUUUAUUUUUAGCAAAGACUGUUGUCCAGUUAAUUUCAGUGAAGCCCCUUUAAUAAUAACGGAACCAUUGUUUAACUUUUCUUCCAUCCAAGAGGCUACGACGGAAAUAUUCUUUGAAGAAUACGAAUGUCAGUCAUUACUAAGGAUAAAUGCGACUGAUUUGGCAGAAUAUAACUACAGAAAAUUGAAUUCUAAUGAUUGUACUGUGGUUGUUGAUUCUGGUUACAGUUUUACUUACAUAGUACCUUAUAUAAAAGGAAAGAAAUACAAGCAUGGCAUUAGAAGAAUUGAUGUUGGUGGUAAAGUGUUGACUAAUCAUUUAAAAGAAAUUAUAUCCUACAGGCAGUUGAAUGUUAUGGAUGAAACUUAUGUUAUUAAUCAAGUGAAAGAAGACUCUUGCUUUGUCUCUCAAAAUUUUAUGGCAGAUAUGGAAAUUGCCAAAAAGAAAGGUUCAGAAAACACAAUAGUAAAGGACUAUGUGCUGCCAGAUUACACAACAAUCCGGCGUGGGUACUUACGUGAUGUUGUCAAACCUGAAGAGGACUUGGAACAACAAACUCUACGGUUGAACAAUGAAAGGUUUUCCAUACCGGAGUUACUAUUCCAUCCAUCAGAUGUUGGGAUAUCGCAAAUGGGUAUACCAGAGGCUAUAAUCGAAGCAAUAGAAGCAUGUCCAGAAGAGAAUAAAGAAAGUUUACUGGAGAACAUCAUUUUGUACGGAGGCUGCACACUAUUUCCUGGAUUUAGAGAUCGAGUUUACAACGAAGUUAGAAAAUUUGCUCUUGAUCAUUUUGAUGUUAACGUAACUCUUGCUGUUAAUCCUCUAACAUAUCCUUGGGAAGGUGGUAAACUUCUAUUCAAAGAUCCUGAAUUUUAUUCAUUUUGUAUGACAAAGGAGGAAUAUGAAGAAGAGGGGAAAUCUUUAGCAUUUGAACGAUUUGAUAUAUAGCGGCGUAAACGAGCUAAGAAAUCUUCAGAGUAGAUACCUAGCUCGGAAAACUUGUGCUGGAAUUUGCAAGACUUGUAAACAAACAUAUGACCGUUACACUAUAUAAUUUAUGGUUAUGAUUAAAGUUUAAAAUCACGCAUAUAAAAUAUAGAAUAGAAUUUGUAUGAAGGCAAAUGCUGUGCUUAAUAGGCGGGUACAAUAGUAAAAGAAUAUAAGCACACAGUGAAUCUAUCAACAUAUGGUUUAAUAAUAAAAUAUCGAACUAAAAUUAUUAUUGACUUAUAUUAAAUAAAGUGACGAUUCUAGUAGUAAAUAUGGAGAUCGCGAUAACAAUCAUAUUAACGAAUUCCACUUAGAUUAUGCAUGACCGUAUUAGUAAUAAGUAUUUAUUAAUGCUUAAUCUUUGUAUCUGUUUUGUAUUCAUUAUUGAUUAGACUUUGAUAACUGAAUGAAAGAAACAGUGUUUUUAUUUUUAAUCCAUAAGGAAUAGCUGUGAUCUAUCGAUUGCAACUUCUAUGAAAGCAAAACCAAC